This is a messenger RNA of Salmo salar (Atlantic salmon), 1210 nucleotides long. Its product is annotated as secretory carrier-associated membrane protein 5. Lineage: Eukaryota; Metazoa; Chordata; Actinopteri; Salmoniformes; Salmonidae. Gene Ontology annotation, cellular component: recycling endosome membrane; trans-Golgi network membrane. Gene Ontology annotation, biological process: protein transport. The record is from RefSeq and is a predicted model, not a curated record.
UUCUGGCCAGCAACAAAUCCGUUUCCUCAAACCAUUCCGAGUACAACCGGUACGUGCGUUAAAGAGAGAGAGAGAGAGAGAAAGAGAGAGAAGGAGAAAUAGAGAGAAGGAGAAAUAGAGAGAGAGAGAGAAAUAGAGAGAGGAGAAACGUGACGUCACGUGAUUGCGUUCCACUCCCAAGCUGUCGGUGGGUGAAGACAUUUCUGAUUUUAGUCGAAUAUACAAUUUCGGUCUCUCGAUUAAUUUCACAAGCUCGUAUUAUUGUGUUUCAUGAAGAAUAUCGCCAUAGAAUGCAAUUGACAGACGUUGUAUUGUAACGGCAUUGCUGGUUUGUGGAGGAAACAAAAAGAAGAUUUAAAUUUCCAAGGCAAUUGGAUUUGGAUCAUAUUUCUUUUCAACUGGAGGGACAUAUCCGAUUGUAAUGGCAGAAAACAAUUUCCCUCCCCUGCCUCGCUUCAUCCCUCUGAAGCCAUGUUUCUAUCAGGACUUUAACGAGAUCCCAGAUGUACACCGUUCCAUGUGCAAGAAGCUGUACUACCUAUGGAUCUUUAACAGUGCCACCUUGGCGGUCAAUCUGAUUGGCUGCCUGGCGUGGAUGUGCGGCGGGGGCGGGGCCACUAACUUUGGCAUGGCCAUUCUGUGGCUCAUCCUGUUCACCCCCUGUUCCUACGUGUGCUGGUUCAGACCCAUCUACAAGGCCUUCAAGACUGACAGCUCGUUCAACUUCAUGGCGUUCUUCUUCGUGUUCAUGGCCCAGGUGGUGAUCAGCAUCAUUCAGUGUAUAGGCAUCCCAGGCUGGGGCAUCUGUGGCUGGCUGGCUACCAUCACCUUCUUUAGCACCAAUAUAGGCUCUGCUGUUGUCAUGCUGAUCCCCACCAUCAUGUUCACUGCCAUGGCUGUCCUCUCCUUCACCGGGCUCACCAAGGUGCACAACAUGUACCGUGGCACUGGGGGCAGUAUGAGUAAAGCCCAGGAGGAGUGGACCACCGGGGCCUGGAAGAACCCUCACGUCCAGCAGGCAGCGCAGCAGGCCGCUGUGGGGGUGGCGCAGGGAGCCAUGCAGCAGCAACAACCCCAGUACUCACAGGCACCCACCUACAACUACGACGACCCGGGCAUGUAGGGCAGGGUGGAGGAGAGUGUCAGGGUGGGAGAUGGGGGAGUGUGAGAGGGGGGUGAGAUAUAGCCAGGGAGGAGGGGAGGGUGAGAU